This is a messenger RNA of Lotus japonicus, 957 nucleotides long. Its product is annotated as serine/arginine-rich splicing factor RSZ22A-like. NCBI's taxonomy places the organism in Eukaryota, Viridiplantae, Streptophyta, Magnoliopsida, Fabales, Fabaceae. The record is from RefSeq and is a predicted model, not a curated record. Gene Ontology annotation, cellular component: nuclear speck. The transcript is spliced from 6 exons. Gene Ontology annotation, molecular function: RNA binding; zinc ion binding. Gene Ontology annotation, biological process: mRNA splicing, via spliceosome. The coding region runs from base 128 to 697 and encodes 189 amino acids.
AUGAAAAAAGAAUAAUGGGCUUUAUAAAGACCACACUCGACUAAAAAGGGUCAAAACCAGUUUGCGAAGGAGGCUGCUAGGGUUUUUAUCUCACAUCGCUUCAGGUUUCUUUUGAAAGGCUGAAACGAUGUCUCGUGUGUAUGUUGGUAACCUGGAUUCCAGAGUGUCAGAGAGGGACCUUGAAGAUGAAUUUCGUGUUUUCGGAGUUAUUCGGAGUGUUUGGGUUGCACGGAGACCACCAGGUUAUGCUUUUAUUGACUUUGAUGAUCGCCGAGAUGCACAGGAUGCCAUUCGUGAAUUAGAUGGCAAGAAUGGUUGGAGGGUUGAGCUUUCUCACAAUUCUAGAGGUGGAGGUGGCGGUGGAGGUGGUGGUCGUGGUGGUGGACGCUCUGGUGGUGGUGGCGGUGGUUCUGAUAUGAAAUGUUAUGAGUGUGGUGAACCUGGUCAUUUUGCUCGUGAAUGCCGCAUGCGUGGUGGUUCAGGAAGACGCCGUAGCCGAAGUCCACCUCGAUUUCGUAGGAGCCCAAGUUAUGGGCGAAGAAGUUAUAGUCCUCGUGGGCGCUCCCCUAGACGCCGCAGUGUUUCACCUCAUGGUCGCGGCAGCUACAGCAGGUCACCACCUCCUUACCGUGCCCGUGAGGAGGUGCCUUAUUCUAAUGGAAAUGGCCUUAGGGAAAGGCGCCGAAGCAGAAGUUGAUUUUAAAUUUGGUAACUGCAAUUAAGAGGACAGUGAGAUUUUGUUAAUUUAGGGGUGCUUGGACUUGCAGUAUGUGUCUGUUUUGUUGGGCAACGCCCUGAGAUUCUACUCUUGUAUUUGAUUAGGUACUUUAAUGAUGUCUCAGGUAAUGUUUCUUUUUUCUAUGCAAGAAUGCUUGUAGUCUAGUUGCAUGUCCUUUAAGCUUGUUGCUACUAUUUGUUAGAAAUUCUGAUCUUUCUAAGACAUAUGCUUGGCUUCUC